This is a messenger RNA of Petromyzon marinus (sea lamprey), 2185 nucleotides long. It is a transcript of the gene DECR2, whose product is annotated as 2,4-dienoyl-CoA reductase 2. Lineage: Eukaryota; Metazoa; Chordata; Hyperoartia; Petromyzontiformes; Petromyzontidae. The record is from RefSeq and is a predicted model, not a curated record. Gene Ontology annotation, biological process: fatty acid catabolic process. Gene Ontology annotation, cellular component: peroxisome. Gene Ontology annotation, molecular function: 2,4-dienoyl-CoA reductase (NADPH) activity.
CCGUCUUGUCAACAUCAGAAUGAGACGCACUGCAACAACGCUUGCCCUAGAUAAAGUUAGACAGCUCUGAUAACUUGAACCCCCACACACACACACGAGCACAUAGUGGGUGGGUCUCGUUAUAUCGGCCGGAGGGCACGGUCACACGUGUGAAUGUGUGUCUGUGUGUGUGUGCUUUUGGCCUCUCGCGGUCCACUCGUGGUGUCACAGCAACCUCACGACGACUAAAACCAUUACCUCUUGUGUCGAGUCUGUGGCUUCUUCGUCUUCUUCGUCUUGUUGUUGCUGUUGUUCUUCCCCCACUGGCACCUCCGAUUAGCACGGUUGCACCACCAGCAGCAGCAGCACGCGAAGUCGGUCUCCUCGUGCUGCUCCGUGCUGCAGUGCGAACGACGAAAUCUGAGAAGGCUGCUGCUUGCAGGACACGUGAAGUGUGAUGUCUCAAAAAGACGAGUGGAGCUCUGCUGCUGCUGCUGAUGUGGACACGGACGACUGCUUGCUGAGCUACACGCACCUCUACAGCCCCACGCUGCUGAAGGACAAGGCUGAGAGCGUUGUACAUGCACUGGUGGUGGUCAGAUGGUAUGCAAGGCAGGACGGGAGUCACGCGCCGUCCUGCUGUUUAGGGAGGGUGGCGUUCAUCACUGGGGGAGGUUCUGGAAUUGGCUUCCGCAUCGCUGAACUCUUCAUGAGGCAUGGCUGUGAUACCAUUAUCGCAAGCCGAAACAAGGAGCGGGUGGAAGAGGCGGCUCGCAAGCUGGUGCAAGCCACUGGCCAGAGCUGCGUGGCCGUGACCCUAGAUGUCAGGGAUGAGACCUCCAUUGAGCGAGCCCUCGACCUCGCCCUGGAGCGCUUCCCCCGCAUCCACAUCCUCGUCAACAACGCGGCGGGAAACUUCGUGUGCCCCAUGAGCAACCUCACCCCCAAGGGCUUCCGCACAGUCAUGGACAUUGACACCAUGGGCACCUUCAACACCAGCCUGGCGCUCUAUCGACGCUGCUUCAAGCAGGAGCACGGAGGGGUGAUUGUGAACAUCUCCGCCACCAUCAGUUACAGAGGACAGAUGCUGCAGGUUCACGCCGGGGCAGCCAAGGCAGCCGUCGAUGCGAUGACAAAGCACAUGGCGGUGGAGUGGGGGCCGGACAAAGUGCGCAUCAACAGCCUCGCUCCGGGGCCCAUUGCAGGCACGGAGGGCAUGCGGCGGCUUGGCGGUCACCUCAAGGGGCAGAAUCCCUUCGCCUCCGUGCCGCUGGGGCGUGCGGGCACCAAAACGGACGUGGCACACUGCGCGCUGUUCCUCGCCAGCCCCCUCGCCUCGUACGUCACGGGCUCGACGCUUGUCGCCGACGGCGGGGCCUGGAUGACUUCCUUCAACGAUUUCAACGCGGUCCGAGCCGGUCUCGUCACCUCCAAGAUGUGACCGCCCUCUCCCCUUCACCGUCGGUCUCGCCAAAGCAUUUAGCGCUGCGACAAAUCGCAGGCGGUCAACGCAAACCGCCCAAGUUUCAAACAAAAAAAAUAAAACUGGAUACACUGGUCAACAACACCGCCUUGAGUGGGUAGAAGAAAAAAAGAAUCUAGAAAUAGGCGACGUUUCUCGGCAAUGACGCUUCUGCACAGCAGACACAGUGUCAUACACAUUUCUUUGUUAAUGUCCAAGAAGACUGGCUGCAUUAAGCCAAGACUUUCACUCGGGUCCUUAGUUUGAGUGGGAGGAAACUCUAGUUCAGAGACAGUCAACAGAGAUUAAAUGAAUAUUAGUUGAGAUUCCGCUACAUACCGAUGUAGCACGGUUGGCUACGUACGGUGCGAAAGAGGUUCGACAUGAACACAAACAAAAUGUGUUUUAAGAAUGUCUCGGUGAACAAUCUUAAAUUGAUAUACGAAGUUACUGAUUGUUGAAAGUUGGGCAUUGCAUGACAUUGGAAAGCGGGGGGUGGGGCUUGAGAUUGACGAGCGGCAGAGUGAGACCAGUGAGUGGAGUUAAGCGGUAUCUGCUGCAGGCUGCAUUAACACUUUGAUAAUGAGGGGGUAGCAUUUGCAAGUACAGUACCAAUUAUGUGUGAGAAUCGCGCACUUGAUAAUCGGUAAUGCUCACGAUGACGCGGUGAAUGCGCGCGUCUUGAGGUGCUCCGAAAUUGUUGGUGUGGCAAAUUGCCGGCCUUGAAUAAAAAAAAAUCUUAAA